Messenger RNA from Caenorhabditis remanei, 1122 nucleotides. RefSeq lists its product as uncharacterized. Gene Ontology annotation, molecular function: RNA polymerase II cis-regulatory region sequence-specific DNA binding; DNA-binding transcription factor activity, RNA polymerase II-specific. The record is from RefSeq and is a predicted model, not a curated record. NCBI's taxonomy places the organism in Eukaryota, Metazoa, Nematoda, Chromadorea, Rhabditida, Rhabditidae. The transcript is spliced from 4 exons. The coding region runs from base 1 to 1122 and encodes 373 amino acids. Gene Ontology annotation, biological process: regulation of transcription by RNA polymerase II. Gene Ontology annotation, cellular component: nucleus.
AUGAUUCCAAUCAAUAAUCAACAAACCGCCGAUAACUCGAACAACCCACAAUCAAAACUAACAAACGUCAAGAAUCAGAAGAAACGAGAUGGAAGUGGAAUUCUUAAAAGAAAUAAGGUUGAGAAUGAAGAUCAAGAUGAGUUAAUCCCAACAGUCAAGAAGAUCAAAAAAGAAGAUUUUGGAGUAGAAAACUCGACAUCAGUAGGGGUGAGUGGAGGCAGGAAAUGGAAGUUGAGAACAGAUCUCCAAUCACGCGGCAUCCCAAAAUCAUCCGUAUUGUCUCCAAACUAUUCCUCCUCGACAUUAUUUCCUCCAUUACCAACGACGGAUUCACAUUCAUCACCAUUAUCUGUUGAGAUGGCACUGGAAUAUCUCAGCACACCGAUCAGCGAUGAAGACGAUAUGAAUGCCGAAGGAAUUGUAAGAGAGAUAAGAGAUUGGCUCUCAUUGAGUCGCUGUUCUCAAGAGUUCUUUCUGUCUCACAUUCUGGAUGUUGAUAAGAGACGAUUCGAUUACGUCAUCGCCUUCCCACAAGAAUAUUUCUCGUUGGCUAGUGGACGGAAGUUAUUCGUCAGAAUGUAUAAUUGGUUGAGGAUGAGUGGAGAUUUGAAAAUGAAGAUAUUGUCAUUAAAUCUAUCUGGAAACAAGAAUGACAGCUCGAUGGAAGUGCCGGAAAACAAAGAGAAUGCAUCUCCUCAACCAGAGACGUCUUCUGAUUCCGGCGACGUUCCAUUGACUCCUGAUUUGUCUUCAAACACAUCGACCACCGAUUCCGAUAUGGUCACAAAGAUUAUUAACAGACCAGUCAGCUUCGUUGAUACCAAAAACGUCUCCAUCGAAGUCAAGAGAUGGCUGGAAAUAUCUCAAGUAUGCGAAGAAUGGUUUGCUACAAAAAUAUUGAAACGAUGGAGAUCAACACUGACUGAUGCAAUCAAUAAUCCAAAAGAUUGGAAUGAUGGGAUUCGAAAUAAUAAUAAUAUGUAUGCGAAGAUGCAUAAUUGGAUGAGUAUGACAGAGAAGCAGAGACAAGAGAUCUUGAGACUUCUGAAUGCACCAAUUACGGACACGUCUCAAACUGAUCUAUCACUUGGUGGAAUCCUCGAAGAACUUCCUAAAUCCUAA